This is a messenger RNA of Tachysurus fulvidraco (yellow catfish), 2552 nucleotides long. Its product is annotated as nectin-3-like. NCBI's taxonomy places the organism in Eukaryota, Metazoa, Chordata, Actinopteri, Siluriformes, Bagridae. Gene Ontology annotation, cellular component: adherens junction. The transcript is spliced from 8 exons. The coding region runs from base 74 to 1216 and encodes 380 amino acids. Gene Ontology annotation, biological process: homophilic cell-cell adhesion; heterophilic cell-cell adhesion. The record is from RefSeq and is a predicted model, not a curated record.
AUGCACCAUCAAAAAAAAUCAAAAGAAGAACAAGUGUGUUGGGCAAAGAAACAAGACAAUUAAAUGAUGUGUUAUGAUGUUCAGGAUUUAUUUACCAUGUUUUUGUCUGCCGCUUUUGUUUUUUGCCAGCAUUAAAGCCAUAAAGGUCAUUGGUCGGGAUGUGACUGUGACAGCAGGAGAUGAUGCGCAGUUAUUCUGUGAAGCAAUCGAAGCAACAGAGCCUCUAACAACUAUUAGGUGGCAUAGACGAACAAAGAAAAAGCCGACAAAUACAGAUUUUCUGAUUAUCACUGCCAAUGGCAAAGAAGAACAUAUAAACGGACUUGGGGACCGAGUAAAAUUUGCAGGGAACUUGGCAGUACUGGACGGCUCAAUUCUUCUAAGUAAUGUUACUCUUUUAGAUGAAGGAAUCUACACCUGCAUCUUCAGCGUAUUUCCAAGCGGGUCAUAUAAAACAGAAAUUCGUCUCAGAGUACAAGUUCCUCCUGUUGUGACUGUGGGCACUGAUGUUCCUGCUGUUGCUGGAGACACUGAAGGGAUUUUAGUGACCUGCACUGCAGCCAAUGCAAAGCCUGCAGCAGAAGUGUCGUGGAGUCUGGGUGCUUUAAACAACACGGUGAAAGUACAAAAUAAUGUCACUGUGGACUCUGAAGAUAGAUACACUGUUAAAAGCAACCUGAUUGGAACUGCAUCUAAAGAUCUAAACCAGAAGAAGUUUCAGUGUGUAGUCACACACCCUGGCCUAAAGCAGAAACUGGAACUGAGUUACACAUUGGAUAUUCACUAUCCUCCCCAGGUGGUUUAUAUUAGUUCAGCAGGUGAUCAAGGGGAAACCCGUGAAUUUCUCUGUGAUACAGACGCUAAUCCAAAACCUACAAACUUUACCUGGGGCAGAUUUUUUCCAUUGAGCAAGACUCGUUCCAGUGGUGUUAACAGACUGGUUGUUCCGCUGACCCCUGGCAGUAACGGACCUUACUAUUGUGUGGCGUCUAACCAAUACGGGGAAGCUGUUGGUUCCCUCUAUAUGCAUGUUGAAACAUCUACAGAAUCUAAAACCUGUUGGACUCUGUUCAUCCUGACCCUCGUUGCUGGGGUUUGCUGUUUUCUCUUUUGGAAAUUUGAAUUGUUUCAGCGUAUUAAUAAAAUACUGCGGCGUGAUAUCGGUCAACCUGUGCGUACGGAAUCUCCAGAUCGGGCAGAGGGCAGUAAUACAUGAAACAAACCUCUCUACUGGGACCAUACCUUGGCGUGGUGGAGGGGCUUAUCCUCCUUCAAGUGAGGAGAAAACCAAAUGGUCCCACAGGUUUUGUCACCUAAUGGUCCAUUUUAUGUUUGUUGACUGAUCAAGCCAAGUCAGAGGAGUUCACAUCACUUAAUCCCACUCUGAUUCAUCCUGAGAGUCAGGACUGUUUGCCUCAUUAGAUUUCAGUGUAACAAAACAUUUUUCUCAGUUUGCCUGUAAGUUUGGGUAGAUUUACUAGUCAGGAUUUCCUCUAGGUUUGCGAGCAAGCGUCCCCGAUGCCCCACAGCGCAACCCUACAAUCGCUCUGUUUAAAACCUGGUCAUCCAACACAUGCUAGAUAUUUGUGGUAAAUUGUUGACAGCUGUGUCCUUAAUAUUUAAUUAUAGAUUUAUUUAUGUUAUGUAUUAAAUAUACAAACACACACAUAAGCAUACCGACCUUUGCAGUGUUUCAGAGUUGUAGAGAGCGUUGAGUUGAGGUUUCCAGUGGUGUAUUAUAUGUAUGGCUGUCUUGAUGUUACAUUGUAGGAAGCAGUAUUAGAAAAUAUCUCUGAUGUCUGAACCUCUGAUGAACAACCCAGAGCCUUAACCAGUUGAGCCACCACUGCCCCAACUAAAUUGAAAAGUAAGUAAGAAAACAAGUUGGCUAAGUAGAAUGAAGUAAAAUCUUGUAAAACUAUUUUUUCUAUUAGUCAGAAAACGAGACUGAGAUAACGAUAGAUGAACUGUUGCUUAAUGCAUGCAGGAAUCAUCAAUAUUACCCAAGCACAGAGAUUGGGGAGCUAAAUAAAUCACUUUGAAUGAUUAUAUACAUAACCAGUCUACAAUGUUUUGCAAAUACAUCCACCGUAUAUACCACUCUAGGUGUGUAUGUGUGGAGUGGACACACCACAAAACCUGUUUCAGUAAACACUGCAUAUGUACAGUAAAAGCAUACUAAUUCAUACAGUGGCUACUGCUAAUAAAAACUAUAGAAUAAAUAUUAAACUCUGUAAUUAUUGCCAUAAGAAAGUUAUAUGAAAGUAAGCAACUUACGGAUGUUUUGAGAUUAAACAUGGAAAGACUGGCAUCAUUCUUUUAUUAGCACUCUUACAAUGUGGUUGGAUUAGUAUAUCAGAGACACCUUUCCUUUCAGAGUAAUACAGUCUUGAAACUCUUACUUUGUUCUCAGCAAACACUUUUAUAAAGGCAUCUUUGUGGCAGCUAAUUAUAGUUUUUGUAUUUGAAUGGUAUUAAUUGUUCAAGUUUGUGAUGUUGUAUAUUCUAGUGCUCUCUGUGCGCUCUGAAAUAAACCUAAUCUUUAGAAAUCA